Molecule: messenger RNA, 6776 nt
Organism: Darwinula stevensoni
Lineage: Eukaryota; Metazoa; Arthropoda; Ostracoda; Podocopida; Darwinulidae
Source: the annotation of a GenBank genome assembly
AUGUCUCGUCACUCUCAAAUGAGCUUCUGGCACCACGGCGACUUGGUUGAUGUGGAUGGUGUUGAACGGUUGCUGGAUAUCCUUCCCAACCGAGGAUGCCAGGCUUUUCAAACUCUUUGUCUUGCUCUGGAGACAACAUACCCUCAUCUUGUUACGGUCAUGUUCUUGGGCACCAACCAACAACGACCACCACGCCCACUUUCAGGACCGCCCAUACAGAUGAGGAACUUGGACUUUGAGUCGGAUCCUGGAAGCGAUAGGGAUUCCGACAGAGGAAUGCAUGGACAUGUGAUCUCUCCUCAUGACUAUGAUCUGCAGCAGAGCAACCUGGCACUCCUCAGAGCAGAAUUGAGGUUGGUCACCCAUGACCGGGAUGCUCUCCGGAAGCAAUUGCAGAAGCUCAUGGCACGACAAGGCAUGUCAUCUGAAAAAAUCGUGAAUGGAGGAUAUUUUGGACCCCUGGACAAUAGAGAUGGUGAGAUCAUGAGUCAGCUAGUCAGCUCUUUUGAAUAUGAAUGGGAAGUUGGUCCAAAGGCUAGAGGAACUCUGUCAAGGUCCUCUGGAGGAAGUCUUUUUUCAAACUCGGGAUCAGAGCACUCCCUCCAGGAGGACUACGAAUCCCUGAAGCACCAAUGUGAGCGAGCCAAGGUUGAACUCCAGACCCUCCGCAGGCAACACAGUCGUUGUGAGAGUAUGUCAAAGGAUUGCGAGUACCUGCGGAAGCAGGGUCAGGAAGCGAUGUCCAAGCUGGAAGCUGCCAAUAGCAACGUGCAUGCCUUGCGGGCGCAGGUGAAUGACCUGGUUGCAAAUAGGGAUCGACUUGAACAAGAGGUUGCCUCUCUUCAGAAGUCCAGGGAGGAGGAUCAGAAGGAAGCAGUAGAGCUCAGGCGGCAACAUCAGGCAGCAAUGAAGGAGAAUGGGAGUGCUGAGACCAUCAACCAGCUGUAUCUGCAGGCACUGAGAAAAUACGAGGCCUUAAAGGAUGAUCAUGACUCCCUGCGAAAACGGCACACAGAUGUCAUCUCCCAAUACUCUGCUGCUGCUUCUAAGCUGGAGCUCUCUCAGGAGGAGGUGGCUCGACUGAAGCUGCAAUAUGAGGAAUCCAUCCAAGAGCGAAACGCUGCUGUUCGAGAGCGAAAUCAGUUCAACAAGCAGUGCACUGCUGCCAUCAGGCAGUGGGACAAUGCCCUCAGGGAAAAUAGUGAGCUCAAGGAGCAGAUAAGCAAGAUGCAGCAGCAGCAUGAUGAAGCAAUGAAGGAAUUAAAUCAGGUUCUGAACUCCCGGCUCAAACAUCUCGCUGAAGAGCGGAAUUCUAUCAAACAGGAAUACCGUUUGGUGAUGGGGGAGCGAGACAAUGUGCACAAGGAGAUCGAGCGACUACAGGAUGAGCUGAGCAAAGCAACAAUGACCAAGAAGAUGUUAGAGGGAUCCAACAAGGAGUAUUCAGAGGAACUAGAGUCUCUCAAGCGGGAAAUCACUGUUGCACUCCAUGACCGGGACCGGGCAUUGAAGGAGAUCAAUGACCUGCGGCAGCGCCUCGGCGGUAAGGCCGAUGGACUUGGUCCUGGAGAUCGAGAACCCAGGCAUUCUUUUGAGGCCUCCAAGGAGAACAGGGAUGUGAGUGGGCAUUAUGACGGGGCAGAUAGUCUGGACUCGCAGCGUGUGGAGAAGCUGGAGAAUCUGGACCAGGCCAACCAAGAGGUGGAGAAACUACGCAAAUUGGUUGAGAAGCUGAAGGCUGAGCUCAAAGAUGCCUUACAAGAAGCAGAAGUGUCAAAGAGACGCAGGAACUGGGCAUUUGGCGAGCGAGACAAGAUUGUGCUCGAGCGGGAGAGCAUCAGGACUCUGUGUGAUAAGCUUCGCCGUGAGCGGGAUCGUGCUGUGUCUGACCUGGCUGAAGCAUUGCGUGAUUCAGAUGACAUGAAGAAGCAAAGGAAUGCUUUUUCUAAGGAGAUCAAGGAACUCAGGGAGUUAUUGGAGGCCCAGGAGCAGGAAAUGCGUCUCCAGCAGCGGAACACUUCAUCCUCGCUGACCAACACCUUCAGCAGGGACUCUGCCAUCGACUCCGACAUGGCCGAAUGGGAAUCCACUACCCUUCAUUUCAGUCAUAUGGAAUUGGGUGUCCAUAAUCUGGGAGUGGAGAUCAGUUUGGAAGGAGCCAGAGGUGGGAACAACCUCCCAAUUGUCACUGCCGUUGCUCCAUCUUCCCCUCUCUAUGGGAAACUUUUGGUGAGCGACAAGCUGGUGCGCAUCAAUGAUCAUGACUGCAUGGGCAUGGUCCCUGCAAAUGCAUUGAAUCUGCUGCAGAAGGCCCCUGAGAACUUGCAGGUCCUCGUCCAGAGACGACGCAUGCCCCGGGGAGUCCACUUGGUCCAGUUGGUGCUAAAGGGUGGAAUUAUGGGACUUGGAAUCAGUUGGGAGAAUGGGAUCUACAUCUGUAGAAUUUCAAGUGGAUCACCUGCUGCCAGAGAAGGAACACUGUCGAUUGGUGAUAGACUUAUAAUGGUGAACCAGAAAUCAGUUGAAGGGAUGACAGUGGGUGAGGUGGAGAAGCACCUGGCAUCUUGGAAAGAGAGUACGGUGACAUUGUCCGUAGCAAAGUUCUCACCCCAUGCUGCACGCUCGGUGUUCUCUUCCUUGCCCUCUUCCCCACUUGACACCACUCAGGAGGAAAAGCUUGAUGCUGCCUCCAUCAGUACUGGUGGUGGUGAGAUUGGGAGCCAAGAGCUGGACAGUGGAGACAGCAGCCGAGAGCUCCAUGGAAUUGGAAUCACCAACGGACUGGGCCUCGGCACUAGACGGGAUGUUGCCACCAGCCCCCUCAGGCAAUUCCUUUCUUACAAAUCUGAGGCAGAGAAGGAGUCAUCUUCAAGAGGGAGUAGUAGUCGAGAGGCACUCACUCAUGGAAAGGGGAACAGGGGUGUCAUGCGGCGCCUAAUCAAUUCCUCUAGCCAGACCAAUUCCUCUAACCAGCCAGAGGAAGUCAAGCAUCGCAGCAAUGAACGAGUUUAUACUGUGAAGAAGGCAGGUGGUGAGAAGGGUUCCAACUCAGGCAUUAGGGACAUCUUGAAGGAGAGGUUCAUCCCAGAGUUUGUGCGGGUGAGGCGACAGAGCAAGGAGCGACGGGGACCUUCUGAGUCCAGUCCCUCGUCCUCUGGCAAGAAGUCCUUCCGCAACUCCACCCCAAGUCCAUUUGAGCGAGAGAAGGAAGAUGCCAUUGCUGAGCUAGAUUCUGUCAUAGCAAACUAUCAGCCCAAAGGGUCAGGGACAGCUAAGCGUAUCCGCCGCCGCCCUGUUGAACACGUGGAAAUUGAGCCACAUGGGACAUGGCCAAAAUAUCGUGGAGCACCAUCCUCGGCCUAUGACUCAGUCUUGUACACUGGCACCAUCUUUCCCCGUACCCAAGGCAGGAAGGAUCGUUCCCGUGCACCUCUGUCCUCUGUGUUCCCAUGCACUGUGGUGACAAGCUCAGCAAGUGCACCCCCUUACCAAUGCGCACCGAUGCAUCACUACGACUAUGCCCCAUCCCCAUUCAUGUCAUCUCUGGAGCAGAAGUCUCCUGGCUCUGGUCGCGAUCUGGAACACAAUCAUGAACGCAUCAGUGCCCUCACUCCAUCUGACACCAGUCUGGAUUAUUCUGUUCGAUCUGCAAGUUGCAAGAAGGAGAUUCUGGAGUACUAUGUGAAAAAGAAGGGGUCAUCAUCAUCAAAGGGUGGUGGACAGUGCCAGAGUGACAGUGAGAGCAACCUUAGUCCAGUGGAAUCUACCACCAACCUUGGUGGGAGUGGAGGUAGCGGCAGCGGGAGCACCUACGGCUACUCGACCCCCACCCACCACCUCCGUGUCCAUUCCCAGCUCUAUCCCGGUCCCACAUACAUGUCCUAUCCAGUGCCCAUGCCCAUGCCCAUCCCCCAUCCCCAUCCACACCCACAUUCAGCUUCAGCUAGGUACAGGGCAGUGAGUCCAACAGCCUCACUCCCCAUGACCAUGAGCCGAAGUGGGGAUUCUAUUUUAUCGUCUGCAACUCAUGAGCGAUCGUUCCAUGACGUUGGUCCUUAUGUCUCCUCUCCACAUGCACCUAUGUAUCACCCUGGAAUUCAAGCCGGGGACUUGGGCUGCCCGUAUCGGCCAGGCCCUGGGGGAGCUCCCAGGCCACUGUCGAUGCACCCGACUCAUCUUCUGUACCAAGAUGAUUACGGUCAUCAGGUUUAUCAUGCUGAGUUCCCCCAGGCUGGAACGUUCCCAAGAAAAAAGGACAAUCAGCGCAUCAGGAUUCCAUCAAAUCAAAGUGUGACCAGCAAAAGUUCAGCAGGGAAGCUGACAGGGAGCAUUGAACAAGGAAUUUCAGACCGUGGUUCUAGUCCCAUGCCCACCUUCCAUGUUGAGACUCUUGGGAAGCCCAGUAGUAGCUACUGGAGAUGUAAAAAACCAUCACCUGGGGAACUGAGGAGUGUGUACAUUGAGAAGUCUUCAGAACCACUGGGCAUCUCGAUCAGCUGCCUGAACAACAAAGGCGUGUUUGUUGCAUCAGUUGCUGAGAAGAGUCUUGCAGAGCGAGUUGGCUUGCAGGUUUGCAUGAUCUCAUAGCAGCAUAGUGUUUGAAUACCCUUUUCAACUGACAUCAUAAAUGUUUCAAAUAUUAUUCAGGUGGGAGACCAACUGCUGGAGGUGUGUGGGAUCAACAUGCGUAAUGCCACCAACGAACAGGCUGCAAGGGUCCUGCGCCAGUGUGGGGAUUCCAUCACCAUGCUCAUUCAGUACAGUCCUGACAAGUUCCAUGAAGGGGAAGAGGGAAGUACAAGUAGCGGGGGAGGUCAUUCUCGCAGUGAGUCACCUACCCCUUGCAACUCGCCCAAGUCUGGGCGUGCUCCUGCCCCACUCACCCUUGAUGAGGUUUCUCCUUCUGCCACCUCAACGCUUAGGGCCCCGCUGAGCAUGCCGACUAGUGCGAGCAGCAGUCUCACCCAUCAUCAGAUCAAUGAGGCCAUUGCCACACUUCACUCCAAGAAGAAAACUGACUCAAGCGGGCCUGGAGAGGAGAAGUCGGAUGGAGAGAAAGGCUACCCGCCUGCAUCACUCACUGCUCACGAGCCACGCCUGGUUCUGCUCAACUCAAGCAAUUCCUGCUCCCUUGGGGUGACCCUUGUCGGUGGGAAUGCUGUCGGGAUCUUCAUCCACUCUGUCCUCCCUGAUUCACCUGCUUAUAAAGCUGGCCUUAGGUGUGGGGACCGACUAUUGAAAUUCCAUGGAGCGGAUUUGCGUUCUGCAACAGCCGAGCAAGCUGCAUACGAAUUAGCAAAGCCUGCAGAAAACGUUGAUGUUCUGGCCCAAUAUGACUUCCAGAGAUACAUGGAGAUUCAGAACCAGCCAGGCGAUGGAUUCUAUGUGCGGGUGCUCUUUGAUCCCAUCCCGGAGCCCAGCAGUAGUCGAGAUGCAGCAAAUCCCCCCCUCAACUUUAGCAUGGGAGACAUCCUUUAUGUGGAUAACACAGUCCACAAUGGGAUCCCAGGCCAGUGGAGUGCUUGGAAGGUGGAUCCUAAUGGACACAAACAAGAGUGGGGCAUAAUUGCCUCCAAAUACAAGAUGGAGGAGAAACUGUUGCUGCUGCGCAGUCUUGGAGAGCUGGACUGUGUGUCUGGUGAUGGGAGCAGCGGAAGCCCUGUCGGUGGAAGUGGAGGUAGCCGGCGCGGGUCCACGACAGCACGUCGCAGCUUCAUCUUCCGGCGCAAGAAACCCCAAAGGGGAUCAAGUGCUGGAGAGGCAAAGGAGCUGGCCUCUUUCUCUGAUGCCUCUCUUCACACCUAUGGGGAUACAGGUCUCCUCAAUGAGGAGCCUCCUUUGCCACCACCCACCUAUCAGAGAGUGGAGCGCCUCAACUGCCUGAUAAUGAGACCUGUCCUCAUCAUUGGACCCUUGGCCGACUUUGUCUCAGAGAAGAUGGUUCAGGAAUAUCCACACAAAUUUGCUCAAUGCAUUCCUGAGAGCCUGCAUUGUAUCCUUGACAUGAGCCUGAGCGCUGUAGAGCGUCUUCAGUCAUUAGGUAUCUACCCACUUGUGUUCCUCAUCAAGUUCAAGAGCCCCAAGCAGAUUCGUGAAGUGAAGGAUACCCGCCUCACAGAGAAGCUCUCUGCCAAAGUCGCCAAGGAGGUGUUUGAACAUGGUGGGAAAAUUGAAGCCGAAUUCAAGCCUCUUAUCUCAGCCGUGAUCCACGCAGCAGGUAACCUGUCCUAUAUCUGCACACAAGUGGCAUCACAUGUGGAACAGGGGCAACGGAGCACCUUAUGGGUCCCCUCCCCCCAUCCCUUAUGGUGAAUCCCACACAUCUGUGAUCGUCGUUCCUUUUAUCCGACAAUCUUUCUUUGUGCUGCUUUUGUCUGGUCAAUGCUAGAUUUUCUCCUCCGUCCAAUUGUGGCAAUCGUUAAUAUGCAGCUGUUAUCUUGAUUUAAGAGUCAAAUUUUAUCAAAUUGUUUCAUACUAUGAUGAUUGUGAGCUUCUUUAAUUACACAUUUUGAACUUGAGGCUAUGGUUUAACUUGAUCAAGUAGAUGACUUAAAUGGAACAGAGUUUUUUUAUAUGGGAUUACAACAGUUUUUUGGAGCAAAUUUUUAUUUGGGAUUUCAUGGGUUUUUUUGUCCUAGUAUAAGUGGUUAUACCAUGGCUCAGGGACAGUACAUGACACUCAGAGCAAUGGACUUUGUAUUGAAUGAACAGUGGAAGUGUAACAAUUUCCUGGUACACUCAUUUUUCCUGCACUUCUCAAAACCUGAAUAAAAAAG